GCCCUCGGGCACAAGGCCCCGCCCCUUCCCCUUCGCCCCGCCCCCAAGGGUAUAUAAGGCCCCGCCCGGGGGCAGCACAAAGUUCUUCUCACUGGAGACUCCCUAAAGGGUCGGAUAGUGAGAGACGCCGCUGCCCCGCUACCGUCAUGCGUGAGUGCAUCUCUAUCCACGUCGGCCAGGCUGGUGUCCAGAUCGGCAAUGCCUGCUGGGAGCUCUACUGCCUGGAACAUGGGAUCCAGCCUGAUGGCCAGAUGCCCAGUGACAAGACCAUCGGUGGAGGAGACGACUCCUUCAACACCUUCUUCAGUGAGACGGGCGCUGGGAAGCACGUCCCCAGAGCCGUCUUUGUGGACUUGGAGCCAACGGUCAUAGAUGAAGUGCGCACUGGGACCUACCGCCAGCUCUUCCAUCCCGAGCAGCUCAUCACCGGCAAGGAAGAUGCUGCCAACAACUAUGCCCGUGGGCACUACACCAUUGGGAAAGAAAUCAUCGACCUGGUUCUGGACAGGAUCCGCAAGCUGGCCGACCAGUGCACAGGUCUCCAGGGCUUCCUGGUCUUCCACAGCUUUGGAGGUGGCACUGGUUCUGGGUUCACCUCCCUGCUGAUGGAGCGUCUGUCCGUUGACUAUGGCAAGAAGUCGAAGCUGGAGUUCUCCAUCUACCCUGCUCCUCAGGUCUCCACCGCAGUGGUGGAGCCCUACAACUCCAUCCUGACCACCCACACCACCCUGGAGCACUCGGACUGUGCCUUCAUGGUAGACAACGAGGCCAUCUAUGACAUCUGCCGCAGGAACCUGGACAUCGAGCGUCCCACUUACACCAACCUCAACCGCCUUAUUAGCCAGAUCGUGUCCUCCAUCACCGCCUCCCUCCGAUUUGAUGGUGCCCUGAAUGUAGAUCUGACCGAGUUCCAGACCAACUUGGUGCCCUAUCCCCGUAUCCAUUUCCCUCUGGCCACCUAUGCCCCCGUCAUCUCUGCUGAGAAAGCUUACCAUGAGCAGCUGACUGUAGCAGAGAUCACAAACGCUUGCUUUGAGCCAGCCAACCAGAUGGUGAAAUGUGACCCUCGCCACGGGAAAUACAUGGCCUGCUGCCUGUUGUACCGUGGGGACGUGGUUCCCAAAGACGUCAAUGCUGCUAUUGCCACCAUCAAAACCAAGCGCAGCAUCCAGUUUGUGGACUGGUGCCCAACUGGCUUCAAGGUUGGUAUCAACUACCAGCCUCCCACUGUGGUUCCUGGCGGCGACCUGGCCAAGGUGCAGCGGGCCGUGUGCAUGCUGAGCAAUACCACAGCUGUGGCUGAGGCCUGGGCUCGUCUGGACCACAAGUUUGACCUGAUGUAUGCCAAGCGUGCCUUUGUUCACUGGUACGUAGGGGAGGGGAUGGAGGAAGGCGAGUUCUCGGAGGCGCGGGAGGACAUGGCUGCCCUAGAGAAGGAUUACGAAGAGGUGGGGGCAGAUAGUGUUGAGGGUGAGGACGAAGGAGAAGAGUAUUAACGUGUCUCGUCUCGUCCCUAUGCUGUCACUUCAGUUCUGUUUUCCCUGUUCCUGUAAAACUCUCCACUGUGUCCUGUAGUCAUUAAAAGUGCUCUUCCUAC
Messenger RNA from Mauremys reevesii (Reeves's turtle), 1597 nucleotides. Its product is annotated as tubulin alpha-1C chain. The transcript is spliced from 4 exons. Lineage: Eukaryota; Metazoa; Chordata; Testudines; Geoemydidae. Gene Ontology annotation, biological process: mitotic cell cycle; microtubule cytoskeleton organization. The record is from RefSeq and is a predicted model, not a curated record. Gene Ontology annotation, molecular function: structural constituent of cytoskeleton; GTP binding. Gene Ontology annotation, cellular component: microtubule; cytoplasm. Bases 147 to 1496 code for a protein of 449 amino acids.